Molecule: messenger RNA, 354 nt
Organism: Rangifer tarandus platyrhynchus (Svalbard reindeer)
Lineage: Eukaryota; Metazoa; Chordata; Mammalia; Artiodactyla; Cervidae
Source: the annotation of a GenBank genome assembly
AUGCCCCCAGCUUUGUUCUUCUUUCUCAAGAUUGCUUCAGCUAUUUGGGGGUCUUUUGUGACUCCAUACACAUUUUUGGAUUGUUUUUAUAUUUCUGUGGAAAAUGUUAGUAGAACUUUUAUAGGGAUUGCAUUGAAUCUAUGGAUGCCUUUGGGUAGUAAAGGCAUUUUAGCAAUACUAAUUAUUCUGAUCCAUGAGCUUGGGAUAUGUUUCCAUUUGUGUCUUCUUCAGUUUCUCUCAUCAAAAUUUUUAGUGUACAGAUCUUUUAUCUCCUUGGUUAAAUUUAUUCCUAAGUAUUUGAUUGUUUUUGAUGCUGUUGUGAAUGGGAAGCUUUUUCACGUGCUUUGUUGUUAG